GCGGCGCCCUCCAAGGCCACGCUCCCCCCUACGUGUAGCAGACGUGUUUCCCGUCUUGUCUCCCGCCAGAGUCACUCUGCCACCCUUGCCGCAGUGGCGGGUCGGUGCGCUGUCGCGGGAUACGUGAUACCAAACGUGGCACCACAGGCGCCCAGUCAGCGCGCUCGGCAAGUGCACUUGAGCGCUCACUUCAGGAAGAGCCUGCAUUUGGCCUUCACAGUCAAGUGCAAGUCCAGCGGCCUAUCGGAACCCAUGCGCUGGUCUGAACGAGGCUCUGAAUAUCUAUGAUCACAUUUACACCGCUCUCGGGCGCGGCGCGGUCCGCGCGCACAAUCCCUCUAGCGUACCUCCUGCAAGUCGAUGAUGUUCGCAUACUAUUGGACUGCGGCUCACCAGACUGGUGUCCAGAGGGAGAGCCAGGCGAACAAGGUCGCCAUUGGGACAAGUACUGUGACACACUGAAGGAGUAUGCGCCCUCGGUGGACCUGGUCCUUCUGUCCCACGGCGACCUCCAGCACUCGGGGCUCUAUCCGUAUGCCUUCGCGCAAUGGGGUCUUACAGCACCCGCGUAUACGACACUGCCUGUGCAAGCCAUGGCACGCAUAGCAGCCACGGAAGACGUAGAAGGCAUCCGGGACGAGCAACAGAUCGGCGACUCUGACGAACGACAGAAGAGCUCUUCGCCUGAGGCUGGCGGUUCAGCUCAUCCCGAAGACAAUGCUGAGAAGUCUACCACUCCUCCACCGAAGGCCCCGAAGGGCAGAUACAUCGCGACCCUACAUGAAGUACAUGAAGCGUUUGACUCGGUGAACGUGCUGCGAUACUCGCAGCCGUGUCAUUUGCAAGGGAAGUGCCAGGGUCUCACUAUCAUCCCGUUCAACGCGGGACACACGCUCGGCGGCACAAUAUGGAAAAUACGUUCUCCGACUGCAGGCACGAUACUCUACGCAGUGGACAUGAAUCAUAUGCGCGAGCGUCACCUUGAUGGCACUGUUCUGGUGCGACAAGCAUCCGCGGGUGGCGGUGUCUUCGAAAGUCUUGCCCGACCGGACUUGCUCAUCACCGACGCCGAACGGGCAGUAGUGACUACAGCACGCCGGAAAGACCGCGACGCUGCACUCCUAGACUGUAUCGACUCUACCCUGACUUCCCGCAACUCCGUGCUCAUGCCAUGUGACUCAAGUACGCGAGUGCUCGAGCUCCUGGUGCUCCUCGACCAACAUUGGAACUACUCCCGCUUGAAGUUCCCCAUAUGUUUGCUUUCGCGGACGGGGCGCGAGAUGCUCACGUUCGUGCGCAGUAUGAUGGAGUGGCUUGGAGGGACCAUCAGCAAGGAGGACGUGGGCGAGACUGGGACAGGAGGGAACAAGAACAAGCGGAGACGAGACGACGAUGACAAUGAUGAUGCCUUGGGAGCCUUCGCUCUCAGAUUCCCGCACCUCGAGUUCUUCCCCACCCCCCAAUCGCUCAUGCAGACUUACAGCUCCAAAGACCCCAAGCUCAUCCUCGCGGUCCCCGCCUCGCUCUCUCACGGGCCCUCGCGCGCGGUCUUCUCAGAGUUCGCCGAGACACCGGACAACGUCGUGCUGUUGACUGGUCGGAGUGAGGAGGGCACCCUUGGACGCGUCCUGUUCGACAAGUGGGACGACUCUCAGAGGGAUGACGCGAAAUGGGAUCGUGGCAAGAUCGGGAACAACGUCAUGAUGGACGGUGUCCUGCACCUCGAGAUGCACGCAAAGGUCCCGCUGCAGGGUGCGGAGCUCGAAGAGUACCUCGCGAAAGAACGUGCCGUUCAAGAGAAGGAAGCUGCUCAGAAGGCCGCUCAGGCUCGCGCACAACGGAUCCUCGAAGCUGACGAAGGCGAGGACGACACCGACGAAGACAGUGAAGCCGAAUCGGACGACGAAGAGAACGAGGUCGAAGAAGCUCUCGACGACGAGCUCAUGGACACCGACGACGGGGCGCCCCCGCAGGCCCCUCCGAACGGGCGCAUGAAGCGCAAAUCGCAGAAAGGCGGCACCGGCGAAGGGAAGGACUGGAUUGACGAUGUCGGCGACGAGCUUGCGCAGAAGCUGUCCUUCGAUAUCUACCUCAAAGGGAACGUGUCGAAGGCCACGUCGUUCUUCAAGAGUGAAGGCCAGACGCAGCGGUUCCGUAUGUUCCCGUAUGUGGAGAAGAAGCGGCGGGUGGACGAGUAUGGCGAGACGGUCGAUGUGGGGAUGUGGCUGCGGAAAGGCAAGGUGCUCGAGGAGGAUGCGGAGAGCGAGGAGGUCAAGGAGAUGCGGAGAAGGGCUGAGGAAGAGGCGAAGAAAGCUCCGACUGAACCACCAUCAAAAUUCGUGAGGACGGAAGUGGACGUCCAGCUCGCUUGCCGACUGUUUUUUGUCGAUAUGGAGGGCCUCAACGACGGCCGUGCAGUCAAGACGAUUGUGCCACAAGUCAACCCUCGCAAAAUGAUUAUCGUUCAUGCGCCGGCUCAGGCAACGGAUGCUCUGAUCGAGAGCUGUUCAAACAUCCGAGCUAUGACUCGCGACAUCUACGCUCCGACGCAAGGGGAGAACGUGCAGAUCGGGCAGCACACCAACAGCUUCUCAAUAUCCUUGAGCGACGAGUUGCUCGCGUCACUGAAGAUUUCUCAGUUCGAGGACAACGAGAUAGGCUAUGUCGCCGGGCGCAUAUCCAGCCUUGCGGGGUCCACCAUCCCCGUCCUAGAGCCAAUGGCCUCACGGCUCCCCGAAAAAGUCAUCCGCAAAGUGCAGCGGCCGCGCACGCUCGGUUCACGGCCGACGCGAACACUACCGCAGUCGACGAUGAUCGGCGAGCUGAAGCUUACCGCGCUCAAGGCGCGCCUGGCGAAGGUCGGCGUGCACUCGGAGCUCAUCGGCGAGGGCGUGUUGAUUUGCGGCCCUGGCAAAAAGGGCGCCAGCGCCGAGUCGAUAGAGCAUACGGUCGCGGUGAAGAAGACGACGCGGGGUAGGGUCGAGGUGGAGGGCACCGUCUCGGACGUGUAUUAUGUUGUCCGCAGGGAGAUCUACAAUCUGCACGCACUCGUUGCAGCUUGAAUCAUUCAUUCUGUUGUGUUUGCAGUGUGCGUGCAUUUCGUCAGUGAGGAUUUCGGUGUGUCGCGCUAGGCUUCACAGCGGAUCCUUUCUUGACCCGGCGUUGUGGAUGUUGCGCUCAUACUAUUUUGACAUUACAUGCUACUGUUGUGUAUUAAAUGCAUUGCAGAUUCGAUGGAUGUUGC
Messenger RNA from Fomitopsis serialis, 3244 nucleotides. RefSeq names its product cleavage and polyadenylation specificity factor subunit. Gene Ontology annotation, biological process: mRNA 3'-end processing by stem-loop binding and cleavage. Gene Ontology annotation, cellular component: mRNA cleavage and polyadenylation specificity factor complex. The record is from RefSeq and is a predicted model, not a curated record. Lineage: Eukaryota; Fungi; Basidiomycota; Agaricomycetes; Polyporales; Fomitopsidaceae. Gene Ontology annotation, molecular function: RNA binding. The transcript is spliced from 9 exons. The coding region runs from base 285 to 3062 and encodes 925 amino acids.